Messenger RNA from Myxocyprinus asiaticus (Chinese sucker), 3221 nucleotides. It is a transcript of the gene cdkn1a, whose product is annotated as cyclin-dependent kinase inhibitor 1A. Gene Ontology annotation, molecular function: cyclin-dependent protein serine/threonine kinase inhibitor activity. The record is from RefSeq and is a predicted model, not a curated record. Bases 327 to 815 code for a protein of 162 amino acids. Gene Ontology annotation, cellular component: nucleus. The transcript has 4 exons. Gene Ontology annotation, biological process: signal transduction by p53 class mediator; regulation of mitotic cell cycle. Lineage: Eukaryota; Metazoa; Chordata; Actinopteri; Cypriniformes; Catostomidae.
UUUUAAACAUUUUCAAUGACCAUUUUCAGUGGUGUCAAGUUAUAUUUUUCCAUGUCUCUUGAAUAUUAGCUAAUUAAAACGGGAAAUGUAAUUACAAGAUUAAGAGAACUGCGUGUCAACUGCUACUGUAUAUUGAUUGUAUAUAUUCAUGUUAAUCCUCCAAUGGAAAUUUGUAUUUGUUGGGACUGCCUGCCGUUUUUUGCUGAAAUAAUUUGGAUCCUUCAACAGUUGAUCCAAGAGCACCAGUGGUCAACACUCGUACCUCAAGUGACACCAGGAGCUUGUCCCUGCAAUUAAGAAAGGAAGUCACACACAUCUGGGAUGACAUGAAGUGGAUCAUGUCAUCUCACAAACGAAUCCUCCGAGCUCUUGCCAACGGCCCGACGCGGCGAAAUCUUUUCGGUCCAGUGGAUCGCGAGCAGCUUCAGGUGGAGUAUCGCGACGCGUUGCGCAAAGACCUGGAAGAUGCGAUGCGCCGCUGGAGCUUCGAUUUCAAAUCAGAGAAGCCACUAGAGGGCGGAGACUUCCAGUGGGAGUGCGUGUCCGGAGUUCGAGUACCUGUACUUUACCGCAGCUGCCAGAAGGGGGCGCAGUGGAGGCCGUGCGGAGAAUCGCCAUGUGAAAAUCUGCCUGGGCCGUCCGGCGUCGGGAAAGAAAACAUCCCCAAAACACCAAAGCGGUUCAUUUCUGUGCCGCAGGAUGUGGAGAAAACGCCAGAGAAGAACGCGGCGCUGAAAAGAAAACAGAUGAAUAUCACAGAUUUCUACCAAGCAAAGAAGAGACUGGUGGCCACACCUCGCAAAUCAGGAAAUUAACUCUAACACACACAAACACACACUCUCAGGAACUCUGUGUGUGAUGCCUGGACUCAUACCCUCAUCACAAGAAUAAGGAAACAUGUAUUGAUAUAAACACUACAUCAACACCGUUACCUGCCUUCAGUGUGUUUUUACGUAAGAAGAUCACUAAAAACAAUCAUUUGAACCAUUUUCAGGAGUUCUGUCCCAGUUCUGGUGUCUGAUCUGUGCUGGUGUCAUGGACAGAUCCUUCACUACAUGAACUGAAAGUGUACAAGAGUACCAGCGUCGUUCCUGAUUAAUACUGUCUACAAUAAGUGGCGACCAAAAAUACCUUUCUGUUUAGAGUUUGUGUUAUUUUAUUUGUGUUACCUUCAAUCAUGCUGUUUGGGUUAUUCGGUUGGUAAUAGAAUAGGAAAUGGGGUCUUUGUCGUUCCUUCUUUUAGCACUUACUGUUAAAUGUUUUUACGUGGACGGUUAACAUUUCAAGAAAUUUAUGUUUAAGAAAUGCUGGUUCUGGGAAGAUGCAAAACGUCCAUGACUGAAUCUUUCGGAAUUGGUCUGUCAAAAAGACCACAAAAUUAUGACGAAAAAACUGGUCAGACAGACCAGUUUAUUUGACAGAGUUUCAUUCACUAGAACAAUACGACUUCCGAUAUAACAUUGAUUUUUCAGUGUAUAUAUAUAUAUAUAUAUACACAAAUGUAUUGCUUUAUUGCACAAAACAUGCUAAUUUUUUUUUUACUCUAAACAACCUUUGGUGCUAAAUUUCUUUUGGCAGUUAUUUAUGGAUCCUUAAAGGUGCUGUAAGCGAUUUUUUUCAUUGAAAGUUGUUCAAAAAAUUUUCGGACUCCCUGAAAUAUAUUAAUGAAAUAAGUGUUGUGAGAUAUCUCACCGGUCUCUGUAACAGCUCUAGACUUUAAACAGUAAACAAAAAUGUGUCUGCGGUCUCUGACGCUUUCGACCUGUCAAUCAUUUUGCACGUUCUCAUAGUAUUGUAGUUGCAGUGAAUUAUUGAGGCUUAAUGCCAUUUUUAUGCCAUGUUGUUCAUAACAGUUGUCAGCUGAGGGCGCUAUUUUGCUGCUGUUGUUUUUAACAACCGUUUCUGCAUGAUGUUGGUCUCAAUAAAGCUCAUUUGUUAUCUUUAGAGGGCAGGGUUUUGGAAAGUGGGGGCGUGGCUAAUCCAACAGCUCAGUCUCGUGGAAGUAGAACGGCUAAUAUCACUUACAGCACCUUUAAUAAAGUUACUAUAAACCUAAACCUCAGUUAAACUGCCAAUCUGUUCUCAUACAGUUGCUCUCUGAACAGAGCUGCAAUUACAUUUUUCCAGUGUAAAAUUACAGUGUAUUUACAAACAUUAGACCUCAUUCAUGAAACACAAGAAUUUCUUUGUAAAUUGUUUGUAAAACUAUUUUUGUGCAAAGAUGCAUUCAUUGAUAUGCAAAACAUUUGCGUAAUAAUGUUUUACAAACUUACAAAAAUAUUUGUUCAGCUUGUGUUUUCGUGAAUGUGGCCCACAUCAACAGCGUAUUUACAAACACUCUCAGAUUUUAUUAUUUUUGUCAUGGAACAUGAACACUGAGAAUAAAAAAAUGUGACAUCCCAUUAACGUUGAGCGGGAUGUUUAAAAUAAAUGUAAUCACAGAUUUUAACGAUAAACUUUCAACAUUCGAUAAUUAAGAAACGACAAGUGCUCAUGGUCAUAUUAAUAUUCAUGGAAUUUUUCAUUCCAAAAUCUGUUCUCAUUCUGUGAUGUUUCUUGUAUCCUGAUGCUCGUAGAUUCCUGCGAUCUGUCUGUAAAUAUUCUGUUAAUAUCCACAAGAUUCACCGUUAAUUCAGAAUUGCACUCAUGUUAUUUUGAAUAGUGUAGCUUGCACAGGUCUGUUAUUGUUAAAGAGAUCAAAAUAUGUUCUGUAUUUAUUUCCAGAUAAAUGUUGUGUUGUUGAUUUACAUUUAAUUGUCCUCAAAUAAAGCUGUAUAUGAAGAGAAACUGAUUUGUUAUGGACUUGUAAUAAUUUAUUUAUUUUUCCAUUUAAAUUCCAUCGUGGUAUGCUAGUAUUCAAUUUCCAAACACAGCCUAUGCUUUACAGAUAAGUACUUCAUGCCCCAUUCUCGCAUUUUCAAAACAGUGUUGCUGUUGAAUAUAUUAUAUUUAUUUUGCCAUUGUGCGUGCAUGCCUGGGAGGCUUCCAUUGUAAGGAUAUUUCUGUGAACAGAUUUCCCAUUUGUGCAUACACACAAACUAAGAGAUGUGUCAAAAUUAUUGUAAGACAGUAUGACGCAGAUAAGUUUGAUAGAGCUUAAGCUGCAUUAAACCCAAAAUAUUCCUUUCAAGGUGCUGUAUAUGAUUUUAGCCAUUCUACUUCCACAAGACUGAGCCAUGGAUUAGCCAUGCCCCUCUUUCCAAAACCCAGCACUUAUAGAG